AAAAUAUGCUGUCACCAAUCAAAAUCAUGCUCCAUACUCCAGUCCAGUAGGUGGCGGGAAUGCACCUUUAAGUGGGUUUGUCAACCGCAAUUAAAAAAAAGAGAAGAAGGCGGCCUGCUGCGGCUUGCGCAUGCGCACAUCAGGAUGUUGACGAAGAGUCGAUGUUGUGUUUCUCUCGCUUAUUCUUGCGUUGUAAACGGACGCUGCACUGGAGCCACAGGUGCCGUUUCCCCGCAGAAGAGGUGCAGGAGUCACGCGAGCGAAGAAAACAUGGUGUUAAAAAUCGCCAAACUGACGGAGAACGCCACGACACCGACUCGAGGAUCGAACCUAGCUGCGGGCUACGACUUGUACAGUGCGUAUGAUUACAGCGUUGCUCCUAUGGAUAAAGUUCUGGUGAAGACGGAUCUCCAGAUCGCGGUUCCGCACGGAUAUUACGGCAGAGUCGCUCCUCGCUCAGGUCUGGCGGUGAAGAACUUCAUUGAUGUUGGUGCCGGUGUAGUGGAUGAGGACUACAGGGGGAAUCUGGGAGUUGUGCUGUUUAAUUUUGGCAAAGAGCCUUUUGAAGUAAAGAAAGGCGACCGCAUCGCUCAGCUCAUCUGUGAGAGGAUUUGUUACCCGGAGCUGCAGGAGUUAAAGACACUGGAUGAAACUGAGAGAGGUGUGAACGGCUUCGGCUCUACUGGCACAAACUAAACCAUCGGUUUCUGAUUUUAAAUAUGUAAAAUAAAAGUGAUGAAAUAUACAUUGUACUACAAUUGUUUACUAGGAGUCAUUUUUAUGCUUGGUUAAGUGUUAGUAGUGUUUGAUCUGUUUUGAAUUCAUUUACAUGAUCUAUAUGUCCAAUAAAAAAGAUUUACUUUGUAGACGA
Messenger RNA from Paramisgurnus dabryanus, 871 nucleotides. Lineage: Eukaryota; Metazoa; Chordata; Actinopteri; Cypriniformes; Cobitidae. The record is from RefSeq and is a predicted model, not a curated record.